AUGGUUACAUCUUCUCAGGUGAUGCUCAUGCCAGCUCAUGAUUCUGCUAAACCAACAGGAUUUGGUAUAAUGGUUACAUCGUUGGAUCUCUUACGCGACCACCAGAAAGUCAUUCAUACUCUCUGGUUCAUUGAUGAUGUUGUUGCUCGAGAGCUUGGUGGUUUUGAUGGUUUCUGUCGCAGAGAGCGUGUUCUUCUUCUCUUUGUUGAUAGCACAAACACUACACUGUCUUUUACAAGAAAUGACAUGACAUGUGUUCCAAGACAAGGGGGAGCUGAUAGUGAUCAUUGGUUAUUCAAGAGACACCUAGCCUUGUUGCUUCCUCUUUCAUUUGCUCAAGUUUAUGAAGGUUUUAUUUCUUUCUACGAGGAAGAAGACAAGCAUAUUUCAUGGGAUAUCAAAAGUUGCAGCAGCUCUUCUCACCAAUGA
Arabidopsis thaliana (thale cress) is the source of this 429-nucleotide messenger RNA. RefSeq lists its product as uncharacterized. The transcript is spliced from 3 exons. Bases 1 to 429 code for a protein of 142 amino acids. The record is from RefSeq and is marked reviewed. NCBI's taxonomy places the organism in Eukaryota, Viridiplantae, Streptophyta, Magnoliopsida, Brassicales, Brassicaceae.